CUAAGAACUCUAGGUCUCAGUUCAGUCCGGCAGGCUGCAUUGUCUGAGCUUCAGCUGCAACUCAGCAAAUCUCCCUUUGAAAUACUUUGGUAAGAGAAGACGCCCAAGGGGACGCAAAAGGACAGGAGCGCUUGUUGCAGAAUGCAGCUUCUCAUGACCUCUGUCCGGUUACCCUUUAACUAGACUGGGGAGAGGUCAGAUAGCAAAGCGUGUUUUCUGCAACGAGGAAUGAGUAACUUCAUAAUGGAACUGAGAAUGAGAAAAGAAACAUACAAGGAUGCCAUUCGAACUCUCAAUACGCUCCAGACGAAUGCCAGCUACCUGGAACAGGUGAAGCGGGAGCGAGGAGACCCGCAGGCACAGUUGGAAGCCAUGAAAGGAUUCCUGGAACGCAGUGGGUUAAAGGUCGAAGAUCUGGAUCAACUGAACAUUAUUCACGUCACUGGAACCAAGGGCAAGGGUUCAGUGUGUGCCUUUACAGAACGUAUUUUGCGCAACUUCGGCUUGAAGACUGGUUUUUACAGCUCUCCACAUUUGGUCCAGGUACGCGAAAGGAUUCGGAUAAAUGGGCAGCCAAUCAGCAAAGAACUCUUCAGCAAAUACUUCUGGCAAGUGUAUAACCGGUUGGAGGAGACCAAGGAUUUUGAGCAUGUUGCCAUGCCGGCUUACUUCCGCUUUUUGACCAUCAUGGCCUUUCAUGUUUUCUUGCAGGAAAAGGUAGACCUGGCGGUUGUCGAGGUUGGCAUUGGCGGCGCAUACGACUGCACCAACAUAAUCAGGAAACCUGUUGUGUGUGGGGUGUCCUCUCUGGGCAUUGACCACACCAGCAUCCUGGGGGACACCAUUGAAAAGAUUGCAUGGCAGAAGGGGGGAAUCUUCAAGCCAGGAGUGCCAGCGCUCACAGUGCCACAGCCAGACCGGCCCUUGGAAGUUCUGAAAGAACAAGCCCAGCGGAACUCGUGUCCUCUCUACCUGUGCCCAGACCUGGAUGCCUUUGAAAAGGAAGAGAAGCCUCUUCGGUUGGGGUUGGCAGGCGACCAUCAGCGCUCAAACGCCGCUCUGGCCCUGCAGCUGGCCCAUGUGUGGUUGGAACAGCAAGGAUAUCUGGAUAUCGGUGAGUUGAGGGAUCCAUGGCCCAGCCCUGAGUUGUCGCCGAAGAAGCCCCCUCCGUUGGCCCCCGUCUUCAGGCCUGGAGAGCCCAUGGUCCAAGGGCUCCAGGCGACGGAAUGGCUCGGGCGCAACCAAGUGCUGCAUCACGGCCCUUUGACGUGGUACAUCGAUGGCGCCCACACCACCAGCAGCAUCCAGGCCUGCGUGCGCUGGUUUCGCCAGGCUGCCCUCAACGAGGAGAAGCCCACAGAUGGCUCCGAGGUCCGAGUGCUGCUCUUCAAUGUGACCGGAGACCGGGACACUGCUGCUCUCCUGAAGCUGCUGCUGCCUUGCCAGUUUGACUAUGCUGUUUUCUGCCCCAAUUUCACUGAAGUGUCUACUGUGGGGAAUGCAGACCAGCAGAACUUCAACGUGACACUGGAGAACGUCUUGACCCGCUGCCUGCAGAACCAGAGCUACUGGAAUCGCCUGAUGGAGGCGAAAGUGAGCCAGGACCCUUGGCUGUCCCCUGCUGCAGAGGUGGAAGGGGUAGGCGGUUGGCUGAAGCCGGCCCCCCUGCACGGAUCCCUGCUCUUCAUGCCUCCCUCCGCUCGCCCGCUGAAUUCCAACUCCUUGGUUUUCCCCUGCAUCUCCCACGCUCUACAAUGGAUCACUCAGGGCAGGGACCCGCACUUUCAAGCCCCGGCCUCCAGAGGGCUCCACCCUCACCCCGUGGCCAGCAGCGGCGCCGUGCUGCUCAAGGAGGCAGCCACCAUCCGGGUCCUGGUGACUGGCAGCUUGCACUUGGUGGGCGGGGUCUUGAAGCUGCUGGAUCAGUCGCUCUCGCAGUAGGGGGCGCCGCUGGGCUUCCCUCCUGGGACUGCCUCUGCUGUCUACUUGAAAUGCUCUCGGGUGCAAGAGGGCGACGGGCUGUUGGCGCGCCUCUGAGAUCGUGAUGGCACCUGCAGACAGGUUGGCUCCCUGAGGCUGCUUCCGGCUUCUUCGAAGACC
Messenger RNA from Heteronotia binoei (common prickly gecko), 2100 nucleotides. It is a transcript of the gene FPGS, whose product is annotated as folylpolyglutamate synthase. The coding region runs from base 229 to 1941 and encodes 570 amino acids. Gene Ontology annotation, molecular function: tetrahydrofolylpolyglutamate synthase activity; ATP binding. Gene Ontology annotation, cellular component: cytosol; mitochondrion; cytoplasm. The transcript has 15 exons. NCBI's taxonomy places the organism in Eukaryota, Metazoa, Chordata, Lepidosauria, Squamata, Gekkonidae. The record is from RefSeq and is a predicted model, not a curated record. Gene Ontology annotation, biological process: tetrahydrofolylpolyglutamate biosynthetic process.